Rhizophagus irregularis DAOM 181602=DAOM 197198 is the source of this 1689-nucleotide messenger RNA. RefSeq lists its product as uncharacterized. Gene Ontology annotation, cellular component: Golgi membrane. NCBI's taxonomy places the organism in Eukaryota, Fungi, Glomeromycota, Glomeromycetes, Glomerales, Glomeraceae. The record is from RefSeq and is a predicted model, not a curated record. Gene Ontology annotation, molecular function: glycosyltransferase activity. Gene Ontology annotation, biological process: protein N-linked glycosylation.
AUGCCCGUAUAUCACUUUCGUAAAAUAAACAUAUACGUAGCGGCAUUUCUUAUAGCAUUUCUUAUUUUUCUGCUGUCUUCACCCUAUGUAGUUCAAGACUUUACUUUUAAUGACGAAAUUCUAGACUUACCUUCUCAAGUUUCUCCUGAUGAGAAAAAGAACAAACCCUUCGUAGGUAGCGAUGACGGAGCUCCAAACACUUCAGGACAUUAUAAUUUAUUGUUUGCGAUUGCUUCAACAGUAGGUGAUAUACGUCAAAGGAGGUUUUUAAGAGAAGCAUUUUUUGGUAUCAAGAAUAAUUUGGAACCAUGUAUGGUCCAGGAUGGUAACGUUUAUUAUAAGUUUUUAAUAAAACCGUAUAAAAGUGUAGACAAAGGUACAUUAAGAGAUUUUACUGCCGAAUUCGUUGAAUAUGAUGACAUUAAAGAAUUUCCAAAUAUCAGCGGUCAAAAAUUUCAAGAAUCCAUUCUCCAAUGGGCACAAGAUCUUGGCAAACAAGGCAUUACUUAUAAUUAUCUCGUAAUUAUCAAUGACAAAACUCUUAUAAAUCUUGAAAAGCUCCAACAAGCCUUGGAAGAAUCAUCCAUUCACGGAAGUAUAUUAACACAAACUCAAAAACGCACACUUGUUUGGGGUUCAUUUAUGACGUUAGAUGCUGAUGACAUGGCCAUUAUUCUUGGUCGUGAUGCUGUUGCUCCUAUUAUUGACUCAAAAAAUAGUAUUAAAGUUAUUGACUCAAACUUCACAAACACGAUUACACGAGCUUUCCAAUAUUACCAAGCAUAUCCUGAUGAUAGCGGAUUAUAUCUUGUAAAUGAUGACGUUGGAAUUAUAGAAUUUCCAAACGCUGUAGAAAAUGUUUCAAUUGAAAAAACUAUAGCUGUUGGUCAUAUAUUCCUGGAAGAAGAUAUAAGGGAUUUGUUUGAGCAUCUUUCCAUCCCCAAAACUUUAAUUUGUCAUCCUAGAAAUGAUCCAAAUAAGUUAAAUAUUGCUGUAAUAACUAGCAGUUUCGUUUAUGAUAAUCUUUGUAUGCUUCCCGCAGCUCGUUUGACGGGUGAGAAUAAACGCGAUUAUGCUAAAAAACAUGGAUACUCUUUCGUAGGAAGAUCCGCCGAAUUUGCUCAACAAACUUAUAAACUACGUAAAACUGUUUGGGGCAAAUUUGAUGCUAUUGAAAAAGUACUUCCGCAUUAUGACUGGAUAUUCUGGCUUGAUAUGGAUACUGUAAUCAUGAAUUAUUCUAUAACGGUUGAGAAACUUAUUGAUCAAUUUAUUGAAAAAGCUGGUGGACAGGAACAGUUUGAUAAGAAACAUUUGAUUGUUGCAAGACCAGUUAACGAUAAAAUGAUUAAUGCUGGAGUAUUUAUAAUGAGAAAUUCUGAAUGGAGUCGAGAUUUUUUGAGACUUACACAAAAGCGAAGAGAUCUUUAUUUGGGACAUAUGUAUGAACAACGUGCUAUGUGGGAUCUUAUGCAAGAACCAGAAUGGGCACCUGGAACGUUAUUUUUAGACCAAGAUGAUCGUACUUUUAAUACUUUCCCAUCCCGAUAUAUAAAUGGUGAUUUCGUUGUACAUUAUGCACCAGAUGGUUGUCCUGCAAAACCGAUCAUUGAUGCAAUUGGUAAAAUGAAAGUACUUGAAAAAAAGCCUGAUAUGGAAAUAUCACUUGAUCACCUCAUGGACCAUUAA